Messenger RNA from Sapajus apella (tufted capuchin), 5714 nucleotides. It is a transcript of the gene AJM1, whose product is annotated as apical junction component 1 homolog. Gene Ontology annotation, biological process: cell-cell junction organization. Lineage: Eukaryota; Metazoa; Chordata; Mammalia; Primates; Cebidae. The record is from RefSeq and is a predicted model, not a curated record. The coding region runs from base 1439 to 4411 and encodes 990 amino acids. The transcript is spliced from 3 exons. Gene Ontology annotation, cellular component: apical junction complex; plasma membrane.
CACCAGCAUGGGGCCAGCAUGAGGACACCCCCCCAGUCUGGCCACUGGCCACACCUGGGUACAACACAGCCCACCUUGGCCGAGUCUCAGCAGCUGCAUCCGGCACACUUGGGGGUCUGCAGCCCCAGGAGGUGGAAGUCCACUCUGCACUGCUCCCAGCCCUGCCCCUCCUUCAGGCCCCUGCCCACCCCCCAGCUGUCAGCAGCGCCCAGCCUCCACCCCCUCACCACCCCCACAGCCGCUGUUGCCAUGAGAACCCUGCAGGGCGGGCAGGAGUGCGCCAGUGAAGGGGGAGGUGGCCAUGCUGGAGGCUCCUGUGCCCGGGAGCUUUGUGGCCCUGGGGCAUGGAGCAGUGCCAAGGCCCACAGCAAGCUGACCCCUUAGGAACCUGACCCCUUAGCCCACAGCCUGCAAGAUGAGGGCUGGCUUCAGGCUUCCCCUAGGGAUGUGUCAAGGGUACCGAACUUGCCUGGACCACACCACGGAUGGCUGUGUUGGGUGUUCACGGCCCUGCUUUGAGCAGGAUGCAGAAUGGGGUCAGUUCUGCCUUCAGAGCCAAGGGCAUCUACUGCCCAACCUUCUGCCAAGCUAGGCUAUUCUCAGGCCCAGUGCCUUGGAGAGGGGGCUGGCAGAGUUGGGAUGAGGAUGUUACCGGGAAGGUUACGGAGGGUCACGUGCAGACCCCAGGCUCAGAACAGCCCAAGCUGGCAGGGACACUGGGUACAGGAGAGGCUGGUGUCCUGGGGACACAGGAGGCUGCUGGGGCCAUCUGGCCACAGGUACCCACCAAGAUUCUGGCAUGGGCAGCCUGGAAGCAGAUAGGGCCUGGGGGGAGGCCAGCAGGGUGGGGAGUAGCCCAUCUGCUCCUGCCGGGCCCAACGGGAGAUGCGAAUUCCAAGAUCCCCCUAACCAAUCUGCAGCGCAGGCCAGGCUGGGGCUCCUCCUCUCAGGCAAGUGUGUUGGGGUGACACUAGUCGGCCACUCAGGGGCACAGGGUUCCUGUGGAGACUUUGAGGUCUGUCUGAGGGAGGCUGCAGGGACCCCGUCCUCCGCACAGUCCCAGACCGGAGCCGGUGCAGCUCGGUCCCCAGCUCCUGUGCAUCCCCCACUGGGCGCGGCUCCUUUAAGUACAGCCCCGUCAUCCUCCACCGGGGGCAGCACUGAGCAGCCAGGCCAGGAUCCGCGCUGCUGCCUCGAAGCUUCUGCCGGGGCCGGGGACGCAGCAGUGCUGAGGACACGGAGGAGCCACGCUGGGGGUGGCACGGCCCACGGGGCGCAGCCGGAGCACUACCCAGGUGCCUCUAACCCCGGCAUGGAGGAAGCGCCCGCGUUCUCGGCCCAAGCCAGCAGCCAGGGCUGCUCCGCCCGCUGCGCCCCAGGGCAAAAGCCCCGCAAGGCAGAGUGAGCUGGAGCCGCCAGCCUGGGGACCUCUUUUAAGAUGACCCGUACGGACCCGCCGGACCUGCUGGUGUCGACCGUGUACCAGGACAUCAAGGUGGCGGCCCCGGGACCCGCAUCGAGGCGCCCGCCAUGUGAGCGAUCCGCGGCCCGGCCUGCCGAGCCCGCGCCUUUCAACAAGCGCCACUGCCGCAGCUUCGACUUCCUGGAGGCGCUGGACGGGCCAGCCGAGGAGACCAUGCCGGAGCCACCGCCCCCGGAGCCCGCCGUGUCGCGCGCCCGGGCCCGGGAGGCCGAGCCGCGCCGCCGCGCCCGCUCCAAGAGCGCGCCCCGCGCGCCCCCGGGCCUGACUCCCGCGCCCGCCUCGUCGCCGGUGUUGCCCCGCCGAGGGCGGGAAGCUCAGCGGGAAGCUCAGCGGGCGGCGCGGGCCGAGGCGUCGCGGGCCGAGGCGUCGCGGGCCGAGGCGUCGCCGCGCCGGGAGCCCGCGUACCCGGCGCUCCGCGCGCUCGCCAACGAGCUGCAUCCCAUCAAGCUGCAGCCGCAGCGGGGUGGCCCCGGCCGCAUGGCGCCCUUGUGCGCCGCCGCGGGCCGCUGCGCGCCGCCCGAGCCGCCCUCGGGACCCGCCCCCCACGUGCGCUGCCGCCUGGACAUCAAGCCCGACGACGCGGUGCUCCAGCACGCCGCCCGGGGCUCGCGGUCCUGCGCGCCCCCCGAGGCCGCGCCCUGGGCCCGCCCCGCCCCGCAGUUCCACGGCCUCACGGUGCCCGGGCCCCGCCACAUGGCGCUGUCGCGCACCCCCACGCCCAGCGACUCCUACUGCGCAGACCCCCGGGCGCUCUACUGCGACGGGCCCCUGCCUGGGCCCCGAGACUACGCCGAGCGCCGCAGUCUGGCCUUCACCACCCCGCCGGGCCCCACCCAGUUCUUCUACACCGAGGAGUCCCAGGGCUUCCGGGGCAGCUACGCGGCCAGCCCCGGGCCCACCUUCGACGCCUACUGCCCCAGGCCCUACCGUCCCGAAGAGCUCCCGGGGCCCAGUCCCCGGCGCGUGGGCGGCUACUACGCGGGAGAAGUGCGCACCUUCCCGAUCCAGGAGCCGCCCUCCCGCUCCUACUACGGGGAGGCUCCGCGAGCCUACGGCCUGCACUACGGGCCCCGCUACUUCCCGGAGGAGCCCCGGGCCCACCACACCGCCCGCCCCUUUUACACGGAGGACUUCGGGCGGUACCGCGAGCGCGACGUCCUGGCUCGGACGUAUCCGCACCCGCGCAGCAGCCAGGCCUGGGCGGACUGGGGCCCGCGCCCGUACCGCACCCUGCAGGUGGCGCCGCCGUCCGACCACGACCCGCUGCUCGCCUCCUGGCACGGCGGCACCGGCACCAGUCCGCCCCGGCUGGUCACCGACAGCCGCCACUACUCGCGCUCCUGGGACAACAUUCUGGCCCCGGGGCCGCGCCGGGAAGACCCCCUGGGCCGCGGCCGCAGCUACGAGAACCUGCUGGGGCGCGAGGUGCGGGAGCCGCGGGGCGCGUCCCCCGAAGGCCGGCGCCCGCCCGUCGUGGUGAACCUGUCCACCUCGCCCAGACGCUACGCCGCCCUGUCCCUGUCCGAGACGUCGCUGACCGAGAAGGGCCGCUCGGGCGAGGGCCUGGGCCGCAACUGGUACGUGACGCCCGAGAUCACCAUCACCGACAACGACCUGCGCGCCGCCGAGCGCCCGAGCGCCAGGGCCUGGGAGCUGCCCGGGGGACGCGCGCGGCCGCCUCCCCACGCGGCCCCCGACGGCCCCACCUCUGGCCGCCAGCGCAGCCUGGAGCAGCUGGACGAGCUCAUCACGGACCUGGUUAUCGACUCGCGGCCCCCCGCCGGCCAGGCCCCGGAGCCCGCGGCCGACUGCCUGGGCCCCCAGCUGCGCCGCCUGCUGGACUCGCGGCCGGCGGGCUCCGGGGCCCCCGCGCUGGCGCCGCCACGCUCGCCCCCCGCCUCGGCCGGCAGCGCGGAGGAGCCCGCGGCCCAGGGAGAGGCGGCCGACGCGUCCCCCGAGCCCAGCGCCGACGAGGACGACCUGAUGACCUGCUCCAACGCGCGCUGCCGGCGCACCGAGACCAUGUUCAACGCCUGCCUCUACUUCAAGUCCUGCCAUAGCUGCUACACCUACUACUGCUCGCGCCUGUGCCGCCGCGAGGACUGGGACGCGCACAAGACGCGCUGCGUGUACGGCCGCGUGGGCAGCGUGUGCCGCCACGUGCUGCAGUUCUGCCGCGACAGCGGCCCGGUGCACCGCGCCUUCUCGCGCAUCGCGCGCGUCGGCUUCCUGUCCCGCGGCCGCGGCGUGCUCUUCCUGGGCUUCCCGAGUCCCGGCUCCGCCGACAACUUCCUGCGCUUCGGCCUGGAGGGGCUGCUGCUGUCCCCCACCUACCUGUCCCUGCGCGAGCUGGCCACACACGCGGCGCCCCUGGGCAGCUAUGCCCGCGAGCUGGCGGCCGCGGGGCGCCUCUACGAGCCGGCCGAGUGUUUCCUGCUCAGCGUGUCCGUGGCCGUGGGACCCGGCGCCGCGCCCCCGGGGACGCCCGCCCUGCCCGCGCCCGCGCCACGCAGCCACGGGCCCACGGUGCGCAAGUUCGCCAAGGUGGCGCUGGCGGCCGGCAGCCCCGCGCGGCCGCCCCCGGCCCGGAGCCGCGAGCCCGACAUGGAGACGCUGAUCCUGACGCCGCCGCCCGGCACGGCGGGCCUGGAUCAGGACGGCGAGGCGGGCCGGCGCGCGCGCGAGGUGGCCUUCAUCCACAUCCAGCGCGAGCUGCGGCUGCGCGGCGUCUUCCUGCGCCACGAGUUCCCGCGCGUCUACGAGCAGCUCUGCGAGUUCGUCGAGGCCAACCGGCGCUUCACGCCCACCACCAUCUACCCCACGGACCGGCGCACCGGCCGCCCCUUUAUGUGCAUGAUCAUGGCCGCCUCCGAGCCGCGCGCUCUGGACUGGGUGGCCAGCGCCAACCUGCUGGACGACAUCAUGUGAGGCGCGGGGCCCACCCACGGCCGCCCCCAGCCCCGCCAGGGCCCCGCCUCUAACUCCCCAGCCCUCCAAGCUCCGCUCAGUGCGGCCUCCAGCUCCGCCUAGGGCCCCCCAGGCCCUCCGUCCCCGUAGUGUUCCUCCCGGGCCCCUCGCCUUCCCACCCCCCAGCACCCCCUCCCUCCUCCCGGGACCCCUCCCUCUCCCAGCUGGCCCUCGAGGUUCCCCAGAAGCAGCCGGUCCUCGCCCUCGGUGCUCCCCGCUGGGAGGCGGGGUGGGCCUGAGGACCGCCCCGCUCUGCCUUUACCGGGAGGGGUCGCCACUGCACAGGCCCCACGCCUACAGAUCCGGUCCCCGUCGGUGCGCGAGGCUCUCGCUGGAGCCUCCCCGACUCCGGUGUCCGCUAGUCCAGGAGCCCGACGUAACCAAAGCCCCGCCUCCCGCGGCUGGGUGCCUCCUCCCAGAACACCCGGGUCGACCUCGGGGCGUCCGUGCGCGUCCGGCAAGGCGGUGGGCAGGGCGGGCGGUGCGCGGUGCGUUCCCGCUGGUCGGAGCCGGUACACUGACAGCGCCAGGCGCCCUGCUGUCCCCUCGCCUCCAGCCGCUGCAGUCCGGGCCCCGCCAGAGCUGGGAGAAGCGGCAGGGAGGUCUUCAGGCCGAUAUGCAAGUCUCCCGGCCAGAGGAGCAGGGGACGUGGACAAGGAAGCAGAGCUUUGGGCCCGGCCAGAGCUGACACCUGCUGGGCCAGAGGGAGGGAGGACCCAGCGACAGGGGGAGUUCCCAGCUGGGAGCCAGCAGGGGAAAGCUCGUAGGGGUGCCCCGUGGCCGCCUCGUGCGAGCAGGUGAGGGAGCCAGCUAGUCGGUCAGUGCAGAGGCCCACCCGUGGGGUCUUGACCUGGCCCAAGAGGUCCCCGCACCCCGUACUGCGGGCGUGGAGGCGCGAGUCCCGUGGCCCGGCCUCCACCCGCCCCCAGGGCUCUCUGGAGGGUCAGGUGUCAGGGAGAGGGGAGGAGGCCAAGCGCUGCGCAGGGGCCCUCCUGGAGUCCCCAGUCCUACUUCAGAGCCAGGGGAGGGGGCACCAAGUCAGAGGCAUCGGGCACCCCCUCCUCUUGCGCUCCACGCGCCCACCUUGUCCCCGAGCGUUUGCACCGGCCAGGCAUCCCGCUUGCCCACCUGCCGCCGCACCCCCCGCCCCAGGGCCUCUGCAUUCGGCCCCACCCCUGAGGGCUGGCCAGGAACACGCCCCCAGACCGGAAUCUUUUCUAGGGGGCAAGAGCUUUCCAAGCAAGUAAAAUAGAACUUGAAUGUA